Molecule: messenger RNA, 966 nt
Organism: Dicentrarchus labrax (European seabass)
Lineage: Eukaryota; Metazoa; Chordata; Actinopteri; Moronidae
Product: 2-iminobutanoate/2-iminopropanoate deaminase-like
Exons: 6
Coding region: 104-514 (136 amino acids)
Cellular component (GO): cytosol
Molecular function (GO): deaminase activity
Source: RefSeq, a predicted model, not a curated record
UACGUCAUCCAGUGCGCUUGCAGUGUUUCCGUCUCCUGUCUCGCAGCUCUGUUGCAGCACUUGUUUCAUUCACUUGGUUUGAUUCCAUAUUCCAUAUAGUAAAAUGUCUGCAUUGAUCAGGAGGAUCAUCAGUACCACUAAAGCUCCCGCUGCUAUCGGCCCGUACAGCCAAGCAGUAGUGGUAGAUCGGACCAUGUACAUCUCAGGACAGCUGGGGAUGGAUCCUGCCAGUGGACAGUUGGUGGAAGGAGGUGUUCAGGCUCAAACCAGACAGGCUCUUGUGAAUAUGGGUGAAAUCCUUAAAGCUGCCGGGUGUGGUUAUGAGAACGUUGUCAAAACCACAGUGCUCUUAGCCGACAUGAAUGACUUUACUAGUGUCAAUGAUGUGUACAAGCAGUUCUUCAGCACUAACUACCCAGCCAGAGCUGCCUACCAGGUUGCUGCUCUUCCCAGGGGUGGACUGGUUGAGAUUGAAGCAGUGGCUGUACUGGGCCCUCUGACCAAUGCUUCCUAACAAGUUUAACUCUCAAACAAUAAAAACUGGAAAACUCCCAAUCACUGACAAAUGUACAGUAUGUGCCUUUUCUUGUCAAUCAGCCAAGAUUUGUUAAAACAAUAUUCCAGUGUAGCAUCCUUUCUAUUACAGAUGUAUCAUAUUUUGUUGUCCAUUAAGUGAUUUAGCGCUAUCAUGAACAUGUUGUGGGUCAUCUGGCAGACUAACAGCAGUCAGGCUCAGUGCACUUUCUCCCCUCUCAUUAACAUUGAUGAGAAGUGUUUGAAGCCAACGCUGCAUUUUAAAUCCCCUCUGCUCACAUUUCACUUACAAUAGCUGUAAAGUAUCUAAGCUUGUUUGCUCUUACUGAAUUACACUACCAGCCACGUUGUCACCAGCCAUACAGUGUAUCUCUCGCCAGAUGAUGGAUGAUGAAGUAUAACUCAAUAAUAAAUGUUUUUAAUUUGCUUAAA